Molecule: messenger RNA, 1997 nt
Organism: Filobasidium floriforme
Lineage: Eukaryota; Fungi; Basidiomycota; Tremellomycetes; Filobasidiales; Filobasidiaceae
Exons: 1
Coding region: 131-1858 (575 amino acids)
Source: RefSeq, a predicted model, not a curated record
CACAAAUCAUACCACUGCCACUGCCAUCCCACUCGUUCAUCCACCAAGAUACGCUUUCAUACUAGUAUUCGACCUCCAUCACUCCCUACAGCGGCAAUAUCCACGCACUUCAGCUCCCGCCGGCCUCACGAUGUCGACCAGCUCCAACUUUGCGGCCCUUCUCCGCAAGUCCAAGUUCGCAUCCCAUGAUCCCUUGAUCACCAGGAUCUACACCGCUCCCACGGCUUCCCGAAGCAAGGGAGAUUGGGGUCUUAAGUACACCUUGCCCGCGUCGACUGCGACUCGCCCUCAAUCCCGGUACAUCCGUCUACGAUCUCUCGAUGCGGGUCAGGGACUAGGCUGCGAUUACGUUUCGGGGGAAAAAGAGGCUCGUCUGAUGGAAACCUGGGGUGACGGUCGAUACGGGUGGAAUCGAGAGGAUUCGGAUGCAUCCAAGUCGGAUUCUUCAAGCUUGUACAAGCAGACCAGACGUCAGGUCGGCGGAAGGAAUCAGUCGGGUUAUGCCACCUCCCGAUCUGAUUCAGUCGACCUCGAUCCCUGGUUCGAGCCCAAGAACACCGGCGACAACGCGUCGGAAGAAGUCAAGCUCUACUUGUCUGAUGUCGAAGGCAUGAGCGAGGAGCAUUUUGAAAAGCACCUGAGCAAGAUCAGAGCUUCUCGCGAGAGAUUCGCCCAGACCUUGACCGAACGUGGGGACAAGCCUCUCUUCGAAUAUCGCCAGACCGGCGGCGCGUUGGUCGAAGAAGCGGCUCCCUCGUUCCUCGCCAACGACGCUCGCUCCGAACACGCUCGGGUUACCAGCCCCGAUUCGAUCGCGCCCCGACCUCACAAGACGUCUGGCAUGGCAUACUCUGAGGGCUCUCACGCCGACAGCCAGCUUCAUCCCCUAAUGUCGCUGCCUGGUCGGGUCCUCAACGGAGUCAAUCGUAGCCAGUUACACCAGGAGGCAGCAUGGCAGAGGUCGAAGAAGGCCCUCAGCACUGCCUUUGUCGGCCAGAGUCGCAUUCCGUACGAGGAUGAUAUCACCGAUAUGAAGGUUGUCGGUCUGGCUGGUCUCACCGCCAAGAUGCCUCGGGCCCGGUCGGAAGGCUUGUCGAGCAUGGACCCUACCGGAACCGACCCGGAGACCAAAUCUACCUCGACUUUCAGGGUCACAUCAGCCAGGAUUGAGGCGCCUCCUUCGGUAGUUGCGUCCAUGCCCGCUUCGAACUUGUCCUCCGUGGCUCUCAACGAUCAAUCUAUCCGUCAUGUUACGCCUCACUCCCGCGAUCAUGCCAGUGCAGCUUCGCAGCAUCCCUUGGAGAGCAUGCGCUUCGAGCUCCAGGUGGCUGCUAGCGGCCAAGCCGAUCAGCUCAACCGGGCUCAGAACGGUGGCGAUCGACUCGUCGGCCAGAAGGGUUGGGUCGGUGCCGAGAGGAAGAAUGACCUGCUCGAGAUGGCCAGACACAUGUCUGGCAGCUCUCGUACAGGCGGGCGUCAGUUCGGUGCUGCUGGACGACGUGUAGCUCGAGCCGAGGAGCAUGAGCGCCAAAAGGACUCGAUGGACGACAUUCAGAAGCUACUCAGUGAUCUCGGUAACCUCAAUAACGCCGACAGGGCUGCCGGCUUCACUGGCAAGCGAGGCUAUCACACUAGCGCCGUGCGGAGGUCGUCCGACAAGGAUGACUUGCCUACUGCGUCCAUCGGCCCUGGCGAAGCGAAGGGAUCGGAACCCAUUGGCGGUCCAGGUGUAGGCGGUAACACCCAGAAGGAAGCUGGACCUGCCGGUAGCCUAGCCAAGGGCGAAUGGCGGCAACUCGAGGAGAAUGUUGCGGGAGAGUCUAGAUACGGCGAGAAUUUAGACGAGAAGAAGGAAUAAUGAUGUGGAUAAGCCGUGUUUGAGUGUCAUGCAGGUUCCGCUCCAGCAUUGUAAAAAAGCGAUGGCUUGUGUAAGGAGCAGAAUGAUAUCAUUACGUAUAUACGCAUGAAUCGAAUCUAUAAUCAUCAUUGGUAUACAU